Molecule: messenger RNA, 1103 nt
Organism: Parastagonospora nodorum SN15
Lineage: Eukaryota; Fungi; Ascomycota; Dothideomycetes; Pleosporales; Phaeosphaeriaceae
Exons: 2
Coding region: 114-896 (260 amino acids)
Biological process (GO): regulation of lipid metabolic process
Cellular component (GO): mitochondrion
Source: RefSeq, a predicted model, not a curated record
CAAGCAUGUCCGGAUGAUUAUCAAUACGUGCGAGCUGCAAUGAGACCCGAAUUAUAACCCAAUCGCGCAACAUACCUUCCCAGAACCAAUCCGAAGCUCGUUCAUAGCGCAUCAUGUCUCUCACCCUCAAGGUCACGUCGCUGUUCGUGAGGACACUGGCGAAACCUAUGGCUAAUGCCAUCAAACGCAAUGCCCAUGAACACCAGCGCUUUCGAAGAGUCUGUGUCAAAUUCGCGCAAGGCCUGCAUCGCAUUGACAUGCGCAUGCGCCUCGGACUGCUUCAGGACCCCGCAGUCAUCGACCGCCAGAUCAAGAAGGAGCUGCAGGCAGCUGAAGCGGCGCGACAAAAGGCUGCAAUGCCCACGGUCAUGACCGAGGAAGAAAUGAAAGCAGAUGAAGCUUUGACUGAGAAAGAGAGGGAAGCCAUAAGGAAGAAGGCGGAAGAGCGGACAAAACCGCGCAUACGGCCGCUCUCGGAGCAGAAGGCGAUAGAGAUGGGCGCAAACUUCGCUGCGGAAACCUUCAUCUUCGCUGUGGGCAUUGGCGUAAUUGUGUUCGAGCAAUGGCGGCAAAGGCGCAAAGCGCGCAAUGCCAGAGACGAUAUCCGCGAAGACCUGGAAGAGAUGCAGAAUGAGCUCAAGGCGGUCAAGGCAGAGCUAGAAGAGUUCAAGGCCCGACACCCAGAACCUGCGCCAUCGGGACGGCUGCUAGGCUUCUGGAAAGGAAGUGGGAAGACUGAAGAGAAGAAAGAUUCAAUUCAAAUUGGGGAGCCAACGUCAGCAGCAACAUCGCCGUCCGCAACGCAAACUCCCGCUGUCAACUCUUCGAAUCGACCUCGUCCAAGUGUUGAGAACGAGCCACAACAAGAAACGCCAACCAACGAAACAAGCCCUUAACAGGAUUAGUGGCCCUGUCUACUUUGCACAAAUCCAAGGCACACAUAGAGCUGCAUCUAGCGCAUAUUUCUCCUCUCAGAUACCCAAUUUAGGUUUGUAGACAAAAGAAGAGCACGACUCUGUUCGCGAUAUAUGUAUAGCCGUUACACUCCGCACAUAUCCCCUGUACUGUCUCUCUUACUAUGAAAUCAUACAUUUGUCUGUGUA